UGUGCAGAUGUAUUUGACGAGAAUGAUCCGAAGUGAAAUGGUUCCUUGUAUAUUAGUACACUCUUCCUAGAAAGGAGCGAGUGAAAAUGUUUGAUUUUUAGGCUAAAAAAGCCUUUUUCAACCGUUAAGUGAAGUUUGUGGCCUUUGUUAGCUUAUAAGUGCGUUCAGGCUUCUGUAUACGUUCAAAAAGAAGAUGAAUAAGAUUCCGAACUGGGAUGACCGGGUGUCUAUGUGGGUAUAAUGGCGUUCAGUUCUGGUUCACAAACUUAAAACCACAAGUGCGAAUUUCAAAUGAUUUUUCUCUUCUGGAUAUCUGUAAUUCACCUUGAGCAGUGUAACGUUUUUUGGAUAAUCAAGCUUCUGUAGGAAAUCUCCAAGUAGACUAACGUCGAGUUUGAGUUCUGUGAUACAAUUAAUGAUGUGAUAUCAAACUCUAAACAAGAGUGGAUAUUUCCUAAAGUAAACUUCUGUUCAUGUGUUUCUGGACUAGACUUAUCUUAUUUGAAAUAGACAUACCAUUUUUAUAACGGUGGUGCCAUGGAAAAGAGCGAACAAAAUAAGAAGAAUUCAAAACGCCAUGGUGUAAACGAGGGUCAUCAAGCCAGGUACAAUGUGAACUCUACCAGUUCAGGCGUCGUUAUGGUCGGCCCAAACUUUAGGGUCGGAAAGAAGAUAGGUUGUGGCAAUUUCGGAGAACUGAGACUAGGAAAAAAUUUGUAUAAUAAUGAACAUGUAGCUAUUAAAUUGGAACAGAUGAAAUCCAAAGCGCCUCAGCUGCAUUUAGAGUAUAGGUUCUACAAACUGUUAGGCAGUCACGAGGGCAUUCCUGAGGUUUAUUACUUCGGGCCUUGUGGUAAAAAUAACGCCCUUGUUAUGGAACUAUUAGGUCCUAGUUUGGAGGAUCUAUUUGAUCUCUGUGACCGUAAAUUCUCCUUGAAGACUGUUUUAAUGAUAGCGGUUCAAUUGCUCCAUCGUAUAGAAUAUGUUCAUAGUCGACAUUUGAUCUAUCGAGAUGUUAAACCCGAAAAUUUUUUAAUUGGCAGAAGCAGUACCAAGAGAGAAAAAGUUAUUCACAUAAUAGAUUUUGGUUUAGCGAAGGAAUAUAUUGAACUGGAAACAAAUAAACACAUUCCAUAUCGGGAACAUAAAUCUUUGACUGGAACUGCCCGUUACAUGUCUAUCAACACACAUCUAGGGAAAGAACAAUCCAGAAGGGAUGAUUUGGAGGCUCUUGGACAUAUGUUCAUGUAUUUCUUACGAGGCUCCUUACCUUGGCAGGGUCUGAAGGCAAAUACCCUUAAGGAACGCUACCAAAAGAUAGGCGAUACAAAACGUUCUACUACAGUUGAACAAUUGUGUGAAGGCCACCCUGAGGAAAUGGCAACAUACUUGAGAUACGUCCGUCGUUUGGACUUUUUUGAAACGCCUGAUUAUGAAUAUUUGCGUGGCCUUUUUCUGAACUUAAUGAGCCGUAAGGGCUACGUUGACGAUGGGGAAUUUGACUGGUCUGACAAGACUACAAGUACACCAGUUGGAUCAUUGCAAACUCAUGAUGUAGUUGUAUCUCCUAAUAGAGAAAGACAUGGAGUCCCCAAGACAACUGGUAAAACUAGUGCCUGGCCAGAGGCUUCAAAACAAAGCACCCUUGGAAAUUUGACCCCAGCAGACCGGCAUGGAUCUGUUCAAGUUGUUAGUUCUACUAAUGGGGAGUUAAAUAAUGAUGAUCCAACAGCCGGACAUAGCAAUACUCCUAUCACUCAACCCCAAGAGGUCGAACUUAUGGAUGAAACAAAGUGUUGCUGUUUCUUUAAAAGGAAGAAGAAGAAAGGAGUCCGCACCAAAUGACUGCAGUAUAGUGAAACGGACCAACAUCUUACUCUGCUGCCAUGUGGCCACAGUGGGGGCACCCUAAACUAAUCGCUCGGCAGCACAUAUUGUACUAUCUAGCUAAUAUAGAUUAGCCUUACCUUUUUUAAGUAUGUUAAGUCGUACCAUAUCUGUACAGAAUGUCUGCAUAGAAGCCUUACUCAUUGAUCAGUUCUGAAUUUUCUUGCUAAGUUUAUUUAUCGUCCAGAUGCUUGUCGUCAUUAUUUAUUUUACUUUACCAAAUAUUAAUAUGACUUAGAGUAGAGUGUUCUAGCAAUGUUGCUUUUAAUUUGAAUUUUUUGUUCUGAGUAAGGCAGAGAAAAGUUCAUGGCAUGAGGUUUUUUGAUUCCUGCAAAGAAGUUGCUCGAAAUUAUCUGUUACUUUCUGUUGUCGCAUGACAAAAUUGAUUUCUCAAUAGCUAAGAAAUUGGCCUCUGUUGUUUCCUCCUCAAGCUGAACUUUCUGUUCACCAGGGUCUGCUUAUUCCUCCCUACUUUUUUCUGUUGCUUUCUGUUCUCUUGUAUGAAUUCUUCAAAAUGCUGCUUCUUGAAUUUACAUAUUUGAUUGUACUUUUCCAAAAUGAUAUUGUGUUGAUCUUGUUGAAUAAAAUAUUAACUUAUAAAAUGUACAGUUUUGCAAAAUACCUAUUUGAUAAAAAAAACGAAUUAUGAACAUUCUGGAUUAUAUUUUAAAACAUGACUUUAUUUAGUUGUCUGCAUGACGCAUGUGCUUGAAGCAGUUUUUUCUAUCUAUAGAAUGUUUUGAGAACUACUUGGAAUCUAAUGCCGGAAAAUUUAGUCGAGCUCAAAAAGAAAAUAUAUGAGAUGCCUUUAAACUGUCUGGUCUGCAUGUAUUUGUUUGGGCAGUCCUUCUUCUUUCUUCUAUUGAAGUUUGAGUGGAGGCAGGAAAGGCAUACGGUUAGAUUUCCUCUUCAAGGGAUAUCCAUUGUCUUACUUGCCUUCACUUAUCUUUUGAUUUGACGUAAUUUUGUGAUUUAUUUGUUGUAUAAAUUUUGCUUUGUUGAUCUCAAGUGAAGGUUGAACGAUUGCUUUAUGUCCAUAUUUGAACAAAGAAAUGCCAAUGGGAAUUUGGAGUGUUCUUCCGGUACUUGUAAUGUCAAACUAUUUUGUUAUUUAUUCAGUAUCUUUUCUAGGCUAAGAAACAGCAACUCUCAGACUCAGAGUGAAAUUAACUAUUGUUGAAUUAGUCUGCCAGUAGCUGGAUCUAAGUCAACUUGUUGCUUCUUCAGAAAAUUUAUUUGCGGAAACAAAACUAUUUUCAUUGAACUAUUCUUGAAAAUUGAGAGUCUGCAUAGAUUGAAUUCCAGCUCUCUUUUGGUUAGUCGUUUCUUUCUACUAUUUUUGUCCUCUGACCAGAAUUGAGUACCAACUCAAACAAACUACUUAUAUGCCUGUGAAGUGGGUAAAUUUAUUCUAAAUCUAUUUUAAUGGCUAUCACAAAUAUAGUAUGUUGUAUGACAGUGUUUCUUAUUUUUCAACCCUUUCAAUUGUAUAUCUGGCAGACUCGGCUUUUUUUGUAAAUAUAGGAAUUCUAGCAGCAAUAUUAUUACAUGCGUCAUACACUUUUAGAUGUAUAUAAGUACUUCCUUAAUAGUGAAUUUUUAUCUUCCUACAAUUUUGCAACUUAAAUUUAUUGUAACAUUGUAUAAAUUGUUGAACCCAAAUUAAUAUAAUAAAAACUGCUAUUUA
Messenger RNA from Coccinella septempunctata (seven-spotted ladybird), 3574 nucleotides. It is a transcript of the gene gish, whose product is annotated as casein kinase I. The record is from RefSeq and is a predicted model, not a curated record. Gene Ontology annotation, biological process: positive regulation of canonical Wnt signaling pathway; peptidyl-serine phosphorylation; endocytosis. Gene Ontology annotation, molecular function: ATP binding; protein serine/threonine kinase activity. The coding region runs from base 538 to 1845 and encodes 435 amino acids. Gene Ontology annotation, cellular component: nucleus; plasma membrane; cytoplasm. The transcript is spliced from 9 exons. NCBI's taxonomy places the organism in Eukaryota, Metazoa, Arthropoda, Insecta, Coleoptera, Coccinellidae.